AUGCAGGCCGUGCCAAGCUCUGUACAAAACAACUCUCAAUCCCGAUCUGUUCAAAUCUAUCUAUCUAAAUCUGUUCAAACCUAUCUAUCUCAAUCUGUCCAAUCAUAUCUAUCUAUCUAUCUAUCUAUCUAUCUAUCUAUCUAUCUAUCUAAGUCUGCGCAAACCUAUCUCAAUCUGUUCAAACCUAUCUCAAUCUGUCUAAUAACAUCUAUCUAUCUAUCUAUCUAUCUAUCUAUCUAUCUAUCUAUCUAUCUAUCUAUCUCAGUCUGCUCAAACAUGUCUCAAUCUGUUCAAAUCUAUCUAUCUAUCUAUCUAUCUAUCUAUCUAUCUAUCUAUCUAUCUAUCUAUCUAUCUAAAAUAAUCAGCACUCUCGUUCUCUUCCUCUCUUUCCCUCCUAUCUCCCUCCCUUCUCUCUCUAUCCGUCAUUCAAGUUUCAUUCUUUAUUUGCUAUCUAUCUAUCUAGAUACAUCAGUCUCUUUAUAUCUGUCUCAGUCUGUUCAUAUCUAUCUAUCUAUCUAUCUAUCUAUCUAUCUAUCUAUCUAUCUAUCUCUUUCAGUUUUUCUUCAUAUCUAUCUAUAUGUCUAUCUAUCGAUAUAUUCCUUUAAUAUCUAUCUAUCUAUCUAUUCAGUCUUUGUUCAUAUCAUCUAUCUAUCUAUCUAUCUAUCUAUCUAUCUAUCUAUUCAGUCUUUGUUCAUAUCUAUCUAUCUAUCUAUCUAUCUAUCUAUCUAUCUAUCUAUCUUAGUCUUUGUUCAUAUCUAUCUAUUUCAGUCUUUGUUCAUAUCUAUCUAUCUAUCUAUCUAUCUAUCUAUCUAUUCAGUCUUUGUUCAUAUCUAUCUAUCUAUCUAUCUAUCUAUCUUAGUCUUUGUUCAUAUCUAUCUAUUUCAGUCUUUGUUCAUAUCUAUCUAUCUAUCUAUCUAUCUAUUCAGUCUUUGUUCAUAUCUAUCUAUCUAUCUAUCUAUCUAUCUAUCUAUCUAUCUAUAUAUUCAGUCUUUGUUCAUAUCUAUCUAUCUAUCUAUCUAUCUAUCUAUCUAUCUAUCUAGUCUUUGUUCAUAUCUAUCUAUCUAUCUAUCUAUCUAUCUAUCUAUCUAUCUAUCUAUUCAGUCUCUAUCUCUUUCAGCCUUUAGGUCUCUGCUGCAUUUCCCGCCUCCCCUACCAAAUUGUUCCCGCCUCUUUGCUCCACACUAA
Molecule: messenger RNA, 1185 nt
Organism: Acanthosepion pharaonis
Lineage: Eukaryota; Metazoa; Mollusca; Cephalopoda; Sepiida; Sepiidae
Source: the annotation of a GenBank genome assembly